Mya arenaria is the source of this 480-nucleotide messenger RNA. Its product is annotated as protein mono-ADP-ribosyltransferase PARP11-like. The transcript has 3 exons. Bases 1 to 480 code for a protein of 159 amino acids. NCBI's taxonomy places the organism in Eukaryota, Metazoa, Mollusca, Bivalvia, Myida, Myidae. Gene Ontology annotation, molecular function: NAD+ poly-ADP-ribosyltransferase activity. The record is from RefSeq and is a predicted model, not a curated record.
AUGGUCGAGAAUGGACUAAGAUUGCAAGAAACCUACAGGAAGGAUCCAGUUAUAUCCCAAGCAGGGGUAAAACUCCCGAUCCACUGGACAUCUAUGAAGGUCACGGAGGUCGUUUGCAUCAAAUUGGACCUGAACGACACCAUGCAGCGGCUGGAGUACCAGGAAGUGGAUAAACACUUCCACAAGUCGAUGCCCAAUGCAACCAUCGCCAGCGUACAUAGAGUCCAGAAUGCACAGCUGUGGGAGCUCUUUAACCUUAAAAAGCGUGAAAUGGAGAGAAAGUAUGGCCAGGGUGGCGCCAACGAGCUUCAUCUUUACCACGGCACAAGACCUGACAUCGUCGAGAACAUUGUACAUGACAACUUCGACUUUCGCAUUGCAGGAAGCAGGGUUGGCGCCCUGUAUGGCGACGGGUCAUAUUUCGCUACAACGGCCAAAUACUCUGACCUAUACAUCUCAAGACUCGGACAUUGGGUUUAA